UGAGCCAGCUCGGCGCCAUUUAUCAAGGUAAUGUUGGCGAGGAAUGUACAUUUGAACGGCUGCAUGUUGUGGGGUGCGGGUGUUGUGCAAAAAAAAAAAAAAAAUAAAAAAAUAAAAAUGAAAAAGGGCGGACGUUUGCGCCAGCUGUGUUGCGCUCGCUCAGAGCAACACAAAAUGAAGGAUGGAGUGCAAGACAAAACGAUUUGUGGACACCUUACGCUUAAGGACGCAUUUCUCUAAACACAUCUGCUCUUCUCAACAAUUUAUAUUUUCAUCAUUUUUUUUAUCCGCAGCCCCCUUAUUUUGACUUUUCAAUCACUGGCACACAACUUUACGAGCUAACUGUAAAAAAAAGGAGCUCGCUCAAAUGUUACAGCCAUCUUGUCAGACCCCUAAAUGUGCAUAUUGAAUUGAGUGGAUUCAAUAAACACCCUAAAGCAGAUCAAAAUAUUUUAAUUUGCCCUACCAAACAUGAUAAUGAUGAUAACAAAUAUUGUAUAAAAAAACAUAAUAGAAUGUAGUACAAACAACCACGGUAGUUUUAUGAAGUAGUGUAAUAAUGAUGUACAUCAUUUAUCUUGGAGAGUGGACUUCUACAGUAUAUCCUUUUAGCUGCUUCUCAGUCAAACACACCAUCAGCAGCUUUUCAGUAUUUUCAUGUACAGAUGUCCACCGUUUAUAUCGGGGGUCAGCAACCCGUGGUUCUUUAGUGCCGCCCUAAAUAAAAGAUUGAAAAUGGAAAAAGAUGGGGGGGAAAUUACAAACAAACGCAACAGUUUGUUUACAUCUAAAAUCUUCCACUCCUUCUUUGUCUCAUUUUGUCCACCAAAGGUUUCAUGCUGUGGCUGAAUGCACAAAGGUGCGCUUUGUCGAUGCUAUUGACUUUUUGGAGUGCUAAUCAGGCAUGUUUGGUCAGUGCAUGACUGCAAGCUAAUCGAGGCUAACAUGCUAUUUAGGCUAGCUGUAUGUACAUAUUGCAUCAUUAUGCCUCAUUUGUAGGUAUAUUUGAGAUAAUUUAAUAUCCUUUACUUUUAUCUUCUUUGUAUAUAAUUUAGUUUUGCAUUUCUCAUGACACAUUGUCUGUAUGUAAUAUUGGCUGCAUUUCCCAUAGUUGUUUGUGUGCCAUGUUGUUCCAGACCACAGCAAACAUUACCUAGCUUGCCAAAUUUUGUAAUAAAUCUAUUAAAAGACGACAGCCUGCCGUUUCCUUUCACUUGGACACACACAUCUAUAUAUUUGGCCAUUAAAAGCCAGUCAUUUCCAGGAGUUAUCUCACCUUCUGAGUAACCUGAUUUACUAAUGGUUUCUAAUGUUGUAACAAUGUGUAGAAUAAAUAUUACAUUUCAACAUUUCUGUCAACGAAGAUUUGCUCCAGCCUGCGACACACAGUAAUUUUGAUAGUAGGCUAUUAUAGCUAAUAUAGACACUUACAUCAUGUAUUGCCUUCAUUAUAAGACUUUUAUAGGUCUUUUUAUUUUUUGCGGCUCCAGACAGAUUUGUUUUAUGGAUUUUUGGUCCAAUAUGGCUCUUUCAACGUUUUGGGUUGCCGACCCCUGGUUUAGAUAUUUUAACAUCCUUGGCUAUUGCCUUAUCAACUCAUUCUACUUCAGUAUGGUGCAGGCUAGCAGUGAUACGCUCAAAUUGCUUUGGCAAGUUGUUUUCAAUGAUUUUUUUUCUUCGGUUAAAUUAAUAUCAUCCACUUCUUCUUUUCAGCACUGCCCUUCAUGCUCAUUUUCUUCCUUUCCAUGGUUGAAGAAACCAAGUUAUGUCGAUCUCUAGCUAUAAGCUAAUUCUAGCGAGUAAUACCAGAUGUUUUUUGGCGGAUCUUACAGGGUUCACUGUGACUUUUGCUAGGCCAACUGAUGGCGGGGAUGCUUGGAACAGAAAUUUUAGCUUGUGAUUUCAACAUGCACCUGGGGAUAGGUUGAUUGGCAACACUAAAUUGGCUCUAGUGUGUAAAUGUGAGUGUGAAUGUUGUCUGUCUAUCUGUGUUGGCCCUGUGAUGAGGUGGCGACUUGUCCAGGGUGCACCCCGCCUUCCGCCCGAAUUUAGCUGAGAUAGCCUCCAGCACCCCCCGCGACCCCGAACGGGACAAGCGGUAGAAUAUGGAUGGAUGGAUGGAUUUCAAGCAUAACAAUUAGUAUAUAAGUGCCCAAUUGAAAGGAUGCACUGGUCCAUAAACACACUGCCCUUGCCUCUAUAUGUUGAGUUGGGUGUCCACUCACUGAGUGGCCUUCUGUGGACGCUCCUGCUCUUGUUCCUGUGGCACUGUUACCGAAUGGGCUCAGACCUCCCCUUAGCGGCUCACGCACAAGGUGGGAAAGCAGUUUCAAGAAGAUUGGCGAUGUCCUGUAGCGGAAGCUGUGCUGGAAGAAAGUAUCAUGAACAGUCCAUGGAAACAGAAGAGGACGAGGAGACAGGGCAGGGAUACGUCACGCCGGUGCUGAGCCAUGCCCUGUUCCCAGUUCAGGCAUCCACCGAGGCCAGGAAACUCUACUCAGCCCUGCAAGAAUACGCUAAACGUUACAGCUGGGCGGGAAUGGGCCGAAUACAUAAAGGCCUCCGAGAACAGGUCAGACUGAAUGAUCACUCGACUAUACAAAAGCCACAGCUCUUCUUCCUGCCAGAUGUCCCUAGUGUUCCUUUCUUUCCACGGGAUGCCCACAGGCAUGACAUUGAAGUAUUGGAAGUCAACUAUCACGUCAUCCUGGCGGAGUUCCAGGCCGUGUACCAGAGGGGCAAUGACUUCAAAGUUGGCUGGACUACUUUGGGGCCUAAGGGCCAGGCUGUGUUUCCACUGUACAGUGCAGGCGUGUGUGUGGCCGCCAACUGCCGCUCCUGUCCCUACACAUACCGGACCCUGCUCUCUCUUCGCACAUUUAUAAGCAGCAACUCUUUGGGAUCUGCCGGAUUCUGGUUGCUGGGGCCUGGUUCUACACUGGGCAGCUCGUACGGACCCACAAAUACAAGGCUGCGUUGCCACCUAGGUCUGCAAACUCCCCCUCUGUGUGAGCUGGUGGUGGGAGGGGAGCCUCAGUGCUGGUCUGAGGGACACUGCCUCCUGUUUGACGACUCAUUCCUACACACAGUCUCGCACAAAGGGCCCCCAGAAGCUGGACCUCGAGUCAUACUCAGUGUGGACCUCUGGCAUCCAAAUGUGGCUGCUGCUGAGAGACAAGCGUUGGACUUCAUGUUCAGUCCUGAUCUCUGAGGCGUGUGACUUGUCAAUCCACCCUGACCUUGGACCUGACGGUUACGCAACAUGCAGGGGUGUCUAAUUUGGACCCCUGCACGUUCAUGCAUUUCAACCCAGUCUAUGGAUCAGCUUCGGGAAUCGCUUAAACCAUUUUGCUCACACUGGUGUGCUUUCCCUGUGCAUGAUAACAUUGUUAUGGAUGAACUUUUGCCGUACAAGAAAAUGAGUUGUUCUUUCCUGUAAAUCAUGACGUUACAUAAUAUACUCACAAAUGCUGUUUGCAUGUGAAACGUGUCUUGUGUAAUGUUGCUGCCACAACAACCUGACAUGCUAUGAACGCAUGGCUAACAUACUGUGAAACUAUCGAAUAAAAAUAUAAAUUCUGA
Nerophis lumbriciformis (worm pipefish) is the source of this 3582-nucleotide messenger RNA. It is a transcript of the gene asphd1, whose product is annotated as aspartate beta-hydroxylase domain containing 1. The record is from RefSeq and is a predicted model, not a curated record. NCBI's taxonomy places the organism in Eukaryota, Metazoa, Chordata, Actinopteri, Syngnathiformes, Syngnathidae. Gene Ontology annotation, cellular component: membrane.